This is a messenger RNA of Chaetomium fimeti, 1052 nucleotides long. RefSeq lists its product as uncharacterized. The transcript has 4 exons. The coding region runs from base 98 to 1009 and encodes 303 amino acids. The record is from RefSeq and is a predicted model, not a curated record. NCBI's taxonomy places the organism in Eukaryota, Fungi, Ascomycota, Sordariomycetes, Sordariales, Chaetomiaceae.
CACCCCUAACUACUCGGUGGUCCUUUGACACCAUCCACUUCCUGUCUCGAUCGAUCAACCCACCCCUAUCUCACAAUUCGGAUUACAUACAACCACAAUGCCAAUUCGCAACCCGUUCGCCCGCCGGCCCGGCCCCGCCACCGCUCAAGACGAGAGCUCCCGACCGGGCUCUGCCUCGGGGCCCACCACCUCCGCUGACGCCGCGCACCCCGGGUUUGAAAGGGUAGACACGGUCGGGUCCAAGGCGUCGUCGGCGUUCAGCAUCCGCAGCAGCAGGCCGAGCCAGGACACGGGCGAGUACAAGAUGAGUGUGGUCGACGACAGUGGCGUUUAUCUACCACCAUCCCCAAUCGAACGAGAAGCCUCCUGGCCACGGCGCUACCUCGCACGCACCUCGACCGACAACAAAAGCGGCAGCCUCGCCGUCGGCGGCAGCAGCACCAGCAACGGCGAGAUCGAGCACUUUUCCAUCUCACGCGAGUCCUUCGACUCAUACCGGCGUUCCUUUGACAUCAGCGCCAAGAGCCCCGUCGUCAUCGCCGCCGCCGCCGACGCGCGCCAAUCGCUGGACUCGAGUCUGCGCCCCUUCUCGCCGCGCUACCACUACCACCCGCGCUCCUCGAUGGGCGACCAGUACCAGCGCCGUUGGGAGCAGCCGCCCACGCCCGAGGAGAGCGAGACGGGCGAGGAGGAGGGCCGGUUCGAGGAUGUGGGGCUGGGGGAGGGUGGGGAGGGGGAUACGUCCAGGCCGGGGCAUCAGCAUGUGCAGCAGGUGAGGAAGAGGGGGUUCUUUGCCAAGUUUGGGUCGGAUAGUGGUGUUGUGUCGGUGGAGGAGGGUGGGAGCGGGAGUGGGAGUGGGAGUGGGGCGGGCACGGCUAUGUCGCGGUUCUUGCCGACGCUGGGGGGGCGGAAGAGGGAUCAGAGCGGUGGGUUGGGCGCGGAGUUGGGGGUGAUGCCGGUUGAGAGGGUUGGGGGGACGCAGAUGCAGGCGCAAGGGGUGGAGGUAUGAGCAUUGGGGGAGGGGGGAGGGGGUGCAUUGUUUCUUUGUUGAG